AUGGGUGCUAGCACCGGUGGACCACGGCACCAAGUACAGAACCGCCGACAUCAGCGGUCGAUAACGGUACGUUUUCGGUUUGGUUUAUUUUUCUUCUUCCAUUUUUAGGUCGAAAACAAUAUAAAAUUGACGAUUAUAUAUUGGAAAGCGCAAUAUUCUGGUGUGAAAAGUUACAUAGCACUUUGCUCAUGCUAUUUACUUUCAGAGAAUCCGUCGGCCACACAAUUACGGGCACAGAAGCCAAUCAGGCGUCUCAUGUUGUGUUAAAUAUCUGGUCUUCUCGUUUAAUGUGAUUUUUUGGAUUGUCGGGUUCCUCAUGAUCGCUGCUGGAGUUUGGGCACAAGUUGAGAAGAACAACCCUUACACUCAGCUGAAUCGUCUGUCCAAAUUUUACUUGGAUCCAGCUCUCAUGUUGAUUAUAAUUGGGACACUCACUUUUGCUAUUGGCUUCUCAGGUAAAUCAUAUUUUUUUAAAUGUUUUUUGGUUUUUAGGAAGGUAAUGAUGGCAAUAACGAGCUAAAGGAGGAAAUUAGCUUUGUUUUGAAGUUAAAUUCAACCCAAAUUUGCUUAAAAUUCACCUUGAAAUAUCAAUUUUCCUAAAUCCUUCUACAUCUCUUAUGUACAAUAUAAUUUUUGCUCUUUUUAGGUUGUAUUGGAGCUCUCCGUGAGAACACCUUCUGUCUGACGGUAUAUUCUACACUAUUGGGCCUCCUAUUAUUAGCGGAGGUUGGAAUUGCGGUCACUGGGUUCGUCAGUAAGGAUUGGAUUGAGACCGAACUCAAGACUCGACUAGAUGAUAUGGUGAUCCUCUACCGUGACGAUCCGGACCUUCAAACUCUCAUUGAUUGGAUGCAAACCGACUGGAAGUGCUGUGGAAUUACCAAACCGGACGAUUGGGAUAUGAAUAUUUAUUUCAAUUCAUCAGCCAAAGCAUUGAAGAGCGAAGAAGCCGGAGGGGUUCCCUUCUCAUGUUGUGUGAAUAGCUUAGAGCUGCAGAACUACGCUUGUGGACAUAGGGUUCGAGUUGGAGUAAGUGGUCCGGUUUUUGUGCCAAAAUAAUAGAUGCUUUGCUAUCAGACGACCUAGUGUAAUAUAAUUUCUCGUCGUUUCAGAAGAGAAAUCUGCAUGAUAAGAUAUACACUGAUGGGUGCUUGCCGAAACUUCAGCUAUGGUUCAAUAACAACAUGCUGUAUGUUGGUGUUGCGAUAUUUAUUGUUGGUAUACUACAAGUAAGUCAAAAAAAAUUUUUUAUUUUUUCCUUUGAUGUUUAGUUCCUCGGGAUAUGCUUUGCCCAAGACCUCCGUACCGACAUCUACGAGCAGAAAAUCAAGUGGAACCGAAGUCCUCAUUAG
Molecule: messenger RNA, 1352 nt
Organism: Bursaphelenchus xylophilus (pine wood nematode)
Lineage: Eukaryota; Metazoa; Nematoda; Chromadorea; Rhabditida; Aphelenchoididae
Source: the annotation of a GenBank genome assembly